CUCAAAAGAGGCCAUAUCACCCGGUUCGGAGGUAUUUACGUUCGGGGUUAUAAAAAGGCUUGGCUCGCCCCCCUUUUCGGGCACCGAAACCCUAAUUCAUUAUUCUCAAUCAAGGCUUUACCGCCAGAGAGCUGAGAUGCUGAUGAUGAUGAUGAUGAUGUACUACUUAGCCAGCAGAGCGGGUACUUUGUGAUAUCUCGAAUCUCUUAACUCCGCAUGGUUACGGGAGUGUCCGUUUUUUGGAGCUCUUCUCUCCUGUCCUUUCUUCCAUUUUCGGGGCGUUACAAUGCGUUGAAACGCCACGACGCCGAACAUGAAUGUGCCCGAACUAAUCUAUAAUGCCGAAGGAUAAAUAUAUCCAAGUGUCUUAAAUUUCCCAGUUUUAAAUAUUUCUUCCACGAAGAAAUCCUGCCUCAUAGGCCCAAAUCCAUUUGUUGUUAUCUAAGAAACUCCAAACAAGAUCUCUCAAAGCAUAGGCGUGCUAGUCAAAGGGAUCCAGAUACCCACCAUGACCAUGUCUCCGGGCGAUUCCCCUUCCCUUCCACCAACAAUGAAAGCAUGGACUUAUACGAAAGCGGGCUCCCCCCCGGAUAUCCUCCAGCUAUCCACGUCCUACCCCACCCCUUCGCCUUCAGCCCUUGCCCCAACAGAGCUCCUCAUAAAGGUUUCUCAUGCCUCCAUAAAUCCUACCAUGCGGCUCAUCCUGAACGUCUACCCAACCAUCCCGCUUCAGAAGACGACACCACGGGUCGCUGAAUUUGAGUUCUCAGGCGUCGUCGUCGCCCUGUCCGCUAAUGCGGAUGCUGCUCUGCGCGAGGAGUUCCCUCUUGGCUCCCCAGUACUGGGCAUGAAUGAUCCCCUUCAUGAAGUGGCCCGUAAGAGCCGCGGCACCCUAGCGGAAUAUGUCGUUGCGACGGCGGAGAACUUGAUUCGGAAGCCGGAUAAUGUGUCCCUUGAAGAAGCAGCGGGAAUAACGGUCACAGGAUGUACGGCGAUGAACCUUGUUACGAGAGCGGGCGUGAGGAAAGGGGAUAAAGUGCUUAUUAAUGGUGGGAGUUCGGGGACGGGAUUGAUGACCGUGCAGAUUGUGAGAGAUAUUCUGGGAGAAACGGGGAGGGUUGUAGCGACUUGCUCCGGGCGUAAUGAAGAACUGGUUCAGAGCUUAGGGGCUGAUGAGAUCAUCGACUACACCAAGCACGACAGCCUACACAAGUACCUCGCAACCCACUACUCCACCUCUCACUUCGACGUCAUCCUCGACACCAUCGGCAUCCAGUCGCUCUACGACCAUAGUUCCGCCUACCUUUCCCGUCCCACCCGCGACCGCCCGCAAAGGUACCUCAAUAUCGGGCUGCUCUACCCACCCACGACCUUCAUCAACAUCUGCCGCGCCAUCCUUUGGUUUCUGAGGAUCAUGGUUCUUCCAAGCUUCCUAGGUGGAGGUCCCGGUGGCUUUUCUUUUGUGACGACAGGCCCAUCCAAGAUGAGGAUUGAGAAGGUGCGGCGGAUGGUGGAGGAGAGGAAGUUGAGGGCUAUUGUGGAUUCGGUGUGGGAGAUGGACGAUGUGAUGAAGGCUUAUGAGCGCAGUAUGUCGAAGCAUAUGAAGGGAAAAGUCGUUGUGAAGGUUCAGGAGGUAUAGCGAUGGCAAAGGAUUUGCAGGUAUUUUUGGACGGCCGCUGUAAAGGGGAGCUUCCAGAAGUUUUCUAUUUCCAUAAGGUUCUCACCCCGACGUGGGACAGCUGAGGUAUGUAUAUAAACGUAAACUAGUUAUACUAAAUCGUAAUCAAUAAUGAAUUGGGAAAGACGGGAUUGCUCAUGCUCAGCUGCUGGGACUAUUCAAAUACACAACCUUACAUCCUCUACAGAUCCAUGUCAUCCCAGUUCUUCUCAAGCUCAUCUCCACUUGAUAUGAACGGAAACUCUCUGCCCGAAAGAUCCGCUGGUAUUUUAUGCCAGCUGAAUACUAGUGACGCUAAGUAUAGCCAUCGCAAUGAAAGACACGCAGGGCCACUCAUUACCAAAUGAUAUCAAAAUAGAAUCAAAAUCCAUGUUAAAAUUAUCAUGCAUUGCAAAAAAAUUCUUUU
Messenger RNA from Blastomyces gilchristii SLH14081, 2084 nucleotides. RefSeq names its product zinc alcohol dehydrogenase. The transcript has 3 exons. Lineage: Eukaryota; Fungi; Ascomycota; Eurotiomycetes; Onygenales; Ajellomycetaceae. The record is from RefSeq and is a predicted model, not a curated record. Gene Ontology annotation, cellular component: mitochondrion. Bases 509 to 1639 code for a protein of 376 amino acids. Gene Ontology annotation, molecular function: oxidoreductase activity.